Lagenorhynchus albirostris (white-beaked dolphin) is the source of this 387-nucleotide messenger RNA. RefSeq names its product IZUMO family member 2 (gene IZUMO2). Lineage: Eukaryota; Metazoa; Chordata; Mammalia; Artiodactyla; Delphinidae. The record is from RefSeq and is a predicted model, not a curated record.
AUGCCUCUGACCUUAGCCCUUCUGCUGCUCUUGGACCUGAGCGCCCGACGAGGCUGCUGCCUGCAUUGUGACCACUCGGUGCGGGAGGCCCUGAGCCAGCUGCGCGUCGCCCUCAUCCCCGACCGCUUCCAUCAAAAGCAGCUGCAGGCCCGCGCUCGGGCCCUGCUGCUGGGCAUGGAGGGGCCUUUCUUCCGGGACUACGCGCUGAACGCCUUUGUGUGGAGAGUGGGGAUAGAGCACCUGGAUCUUGUGGCAUCCUUUAUCAAGAAUCAAACAAACAACUUAAUGGUUAAUUCUCUUAGAGCCCCACCAGAGGUCAAGCUGCUACUGUGUUGGCCCAAGGCCACCACCAUGAAUCACAUUGUUAGCACAGACGGUGUGGUGUGA